This is a messenger RNA of Musa acuminata AAA Group (dessert banana), 1457 nucleotides long. RefSeq names its product actin-3. The transcript is spliced from 5 exons. Lineage: Eukaryota; Viridiplantae; Streptophyta; Magnoliopsida; Zingiberales; Musaceae. The coding region runs from base 131 to 1264 and encodes 377 amino acids. The record is from RefSeq and is a predicted model, not a curated record.
CCAUUUCGAAUUCGCCCUAUUUAAAAACCCCCAUCCGCUCUCUCUCCCUCUCUCGUCGUCUCUCCGCCCCCCGUUCUCUCUCCCUUCAUCCUCGGAAUCGUGGACAGGCCGCGGUGUAAGAUCUUCUGAAAUGGCCGACGGUGAGGAUAUCCAGCCCCUUGUUUGUGACAAUGGUACUGGAAUGGUCAAGGCCGGUUUCGCCGGAGAUGAUGCACCUAGGGCUGUGUUCCCUAGCAUCGUGGGCCGACCUCGUCACACCGGUGUCAUGGUUGGAAUGGGCCAGAAAGAUGCCUAUGUUGGUGACGAGGCUCAAUCGAAGAGAGGUAUUUUGACCUUGAAGUAUCCUAUUGAGCACGGUAUCGUUAGCAACUGGGAUGACAUGGAGAAGAUCUGGCAUCACACCUUCUACAACGAGCUCCGUGUUGCCCCCGAGGAGCACCCUAUAUUGCUCACCGAAGCCCCUCUCAAUCCUAAGGCAAACAGAGAGAAGAUGACCCAGAUCAUGUUCGAAACCUUCAAUGUCCCGGCCAUGUAUGUUGCAAUCCAGGCAGUUCUUUCCCUGUAUGCCAGUGGUCGUACAACCGGUAUCGUGCUUGAUUCUGGUGAUGGUGUGAGCCACACUGUCCCUAUAUAUGAAGGAUAUGCCCUCCCUCAUGCCAUCCUUCGUUUGGACCUUGCUGGUCGUGAUCUCACGGAUGCCUUGAUGAAGAUUCUUACUGAGAGAGGUUAUUCCUUCACGACCACUGCUGAGCGAGAAAUUGUCAGGGAUAUCAAGGAGAAGCUUGCAUAUGUUGCCCUGGACUAUGAGCAGGAGCUCGAGAGCGCUAAGACCAGCUCCUCCGUGGAAAAGAGCUAUGAGCUGCCAGAUGGACAGGUAAUCACGAUCGGUGCAGAGAGAUUCCGAUGCCCAGAGGUUCUCUUCCAGCCAUCUCUGAUUGGUAUGGAAGCCGCUGGUAUCCAUGAGACGACUUACAACUCGAUCAUGAAGUGUGAUGUGGAUAUCAGAAAAGACCUGUAUGGCAAUAUAGUUCUCAGUGGUGGAACGACUAUGUUCCCUGGAAUUGCUGACCGCAUGAGCAAGGAGAUCACGGCCCUUGCACCAAGCAGCAUGAAGAUCAAGGUGGUUGCUCCACCAGAGCGGAAGUACAGUGUCUGGAUUGGAGGCUCCAUCCUGGCUUCCCUCAGCACAUUCCAGCAGAUGUGGAUUUCCAAGGGUGAAUAUGAAGAAUCUGGUCCGUCGAUUGUCCACAGGAAGUGCUUCUGAGCUUCAUGGGUCCUCAAAUUAUGUUUACUCUUCAGACUGUUUUUUGAAUCUAAGUUAUGUAAGUUUAUUUUCCAAAUUGAUGUGGUUUUAAUCUGGGGGACAUGUUGGGUUUGAUCGAGUUACAUUUGUACUCUAGAUACCAUGAACAUAUAUGCAAUGACUACCCAUUUAUCAUAAGAUAAAUAAUUUGGUC